AAGAAAUUAACAUGAAAUCUUUCAAUAUUUUUCAAUGUGAUUAAACAAUGCGAAUAUUUAAUAAAUUGUUAUUAUUAUCGUCAUUAUUAUUAUAAAAAUAAAAUUAUUAUGUUUUUGUUUCCAUUUAAGUUUUAACCACCGCACAAAAACUCCGAUUUCCAGACCACGGCGGCCAUGGCUUCUCUCCCCACCGGACCGCCGAUCAGUUUCCCGGCAACCAAAGGCGUGUUACUCUCAGUUGUUUGGAUCGGACUGUGCUGCAUCGCGAAAAUCAACGCAGGUGGAGAUCUCGGACGAGUAAUUGGAAUCGGAAACAAUGAGAGAGAGUUCGAUUACUUCAAGCUGUCUCUCAUAUGGCCCGGCACUUCCUGCGCCGCAACUCCUCGCCAUUGUUGCUCCUCAAACGCCUGUUGCCGCCGUUCAGAUGCGCCGACUGGAUUUACAAUCCACGGACUUUGGCCCGAUUAUAGUGAUGGAACUUGGCCAGCAUGUUGCCCGGGGAAAAAGUUCGAUGUUAAUGUGAUUUCAUCAUUGCUUAGUACAAUGAAUAAAUACUGGCCAUCUUUAAGCUGCGAUUCUAAUAUAUCAAACUGCUACGGUGGAACGGGAUUAUUCUGGGAACACGAGUGGGAAAAACAUGGAACUUGUUCAUCUCCAGUCGUACGAGAUGAGUACGAUUACUUUGUGAAAACACUUGAUCUCUACUUCAAAUAUAAUGUCACGGAAGUUUUGAAAAAAGCUGGUUAUGUAGCUUCAAAUUCUGAAAAAUAUCCACUAGAAGGCAUUAUUUCAGCCAUUCAAACUGCUUUCCAUGUAACUCCAGAACUUCAAUGCUCGGGCAAUUCUAUUGAUGAACUUCGGCUAUGUUUCUCUAAAGAUUUAAAGCUUACGGACUGUGAGGCUGAAUCCAGCACCAAAAGUGUGUUGAUUAACUCAGAAACAUCGUGUCCCAAGUACGUGCGCUUGCCAGAAGUUGUCUCAUCAAGUGAGUUUAAUGUUUUACAUGUCACAGGUAGUGGCAAUUACGGACAUGAUGCCAGUUAAUAUGUAUCUGAUGAUUAAAACUGUCGACUCUCUUACAGUUUAGCUUGCAAGACAGUUGCUUCUAAGGAUCAGUUAAAUCACGUGACACAGUGUUUGCGAUGUAAUCAUCAAUGUAAUGUAUUAUUUAUAUAAUCGAUGAUGAACGGUGUAGUAGUUGAAUUUUAUUAUUUAAUGU
Molecule: messenger RNA, 1219 nt
Organism: Erythranthe guttata (spotted monkey flower)
Lineage: Eukaryota; Viridiplantae; Streptophyta; Magnoliopsida; Lamiales; Phrymaceae
Product: ribonuclease 2
Biological process (GO): RNA catabolic process
Cellular component (GO): extracellular region
Molecular function (GO): RNA binding; ribonuclease T2 activity
Source: RefSeq, a predicted model, not a curated record